Molecule: messenger RNA, 171 nt
Organism: Entrophospora sp. SA101
Lineage: Eukaryota; Fungi; Glomeromycota; Glomeromycetes; Entrophosporales; Entrophosporaceae
Source: the annotation of a GenBank genome assembly
AUGACGAGGAUAGAGGUUAUACCUGGAGAUGGAGGUAUUGAUAUACGUGGAUAUUAUAGAAACAUGCCUGUUGAAGUGCAAUGUAAAAAUUAUGAAAGUGUUGGUAUUAAUGCACUUCGUGUACUCGAAAAUGUGCUAGGAAACUGUCAUCCAGAUUCUAUUGACAAUUUG